Microthlaspi erraticum is the source of this 1239-nucleotide messenger RNA. The record is from the annotation of a GenBank genome assembly. Lineage: Eukaryota; Viridiplantae; Streptophyta; Magnoliopsida; Brassicales; Brassicaceae.
AUGGAGUUUCGAUCGGAAUCGAUAUCGUCCGUAAUCCGAUUGUUUUCUUUCUCGACGAACCAACUUUGGUGUGGAUUCAUGAUGGUGAAGGUGUUGAAGAGAAUCGUAGAGAGUUGCAGUAUCGUAUGUAUCUCCGGCGAGCCUGCCGAGUUCCCUCGCCGGAUUUGGAAAUUUGAGACCGGAAAACGAGAGCCAAACGGAGUUCGCACUCGAUCUCACAAGAGGAUUAGUGGAAUUCAACAAGAGCUGGUAAGAGAUGCAAACCGUAACUCCGCCAGCUUCUCCGUACCCAAAUUAACCCUUGAAAGAAGCCAUUUCCGCCGACAUAAGCAGAUGGAAGCUAUUCCGGUGGCGGCGCUGGAUUCUCCGCCUUUUAUCACGACAGCCGGAGCUAUUCGGUAUCCGAUUAGCCUCCGUUAUCGUCACCGUGUUCAAUCUAGCCACCGUCUUCUGGCGGAUAGACAGUUCCCCAACAGACGUCCGAGAGCACUUCGGCUUCUUCGCAUUUGCAAUGUCUACAGUGUUCUACACUUAUGCCGACGCUCUCCCCGUCUUCCUCCAGGAACGUUACAUCUGGAGAUCCUCCUACGUCCUCUCUCAUGCGAUCGUCUCCUUCCCUUCGCUCAACUUCCUCUCUCUAGCUUUCGCAACGACAACUUUCUGGGCUGUCGGGUUCGAAGGAGGCCCAAUGGGCUUUUUAUUCUGUUGCCUCAUUUCUGGUCCGGAAGCUCCUUUGUCACUUUCUUAUCCGGCGUCGUUCCGCACGUGAUGUUGCGCUACACGAUCGUUGUGGCCAUUUUGGCUUACUUCUUCCUGUUCAGUGGCUUCUUCAUCAACAGAGAUCGAAUCCCAGAGUACUGGAUCUGGUUUCAUUACCUCUCUCUCGUUAAGUAUCCGUACGAGGCGGUUCUUCAGAACGAGUUCUCGGAUCCCACGGAGUGUUUUGUGAGAGGUGUUCAGAUUUUCGACAACACGCCUUUGGUGGAAUUGACUUAUGGGAUGAAACUGAGGCUUUUGGACUCUGUGAGCCGAUCGAUUGGGAUGAGGAUUUCGAGCUCUACGUGUCUUACGACAGGUGCUGAUAUUCUGAAGCAGCAAGGAGUGACGGAGCUUAACAAAUGGCAUUGUUUGCUUGUCACGAUCGCGGUUACAGUCCUACUUGCAGCUGCUAGGAUUCAAGCUAAGACACUAAGAAGGGUCAAGGCAAAGGAAAAGCCGAAGGCAAAUCUAAAUAAGUAA